CGACGUGUAUUGAAAACACAGGACUUCCCUCCUACCUUAUUGGCGUAAUUGAGAGUUAAAGGCCAACUCUCUGUGUUUCUGCAUCAGCUCUUCACUCUCAUUCUCUUCCGAUCACCGCCAUCGCGCGCCCAAUUCUCUUCAUGGCGGUUUUUGUACCCACUCAACUCAUCUCAUUUUUCUCUCUAAUUUUUCUUCACCUUACUUCCUUUUCUCCUUACCUCGCUCUCUCUAUCAACCCUAACAACCUCUUACUCUUUCCCUCAAUAACCGAUCGUAAUCUCUCUCGUCCCGCCAUGAUUCUCCCUCUGCAUCUCACUUCACCCGAUUCAUCCAUCUCGUCAUUCAAUCCUCGCCGUCAACUCCAGAGAUCCGAAUCGCAACACCACCCUAACGCUCGCAUGAGACUCUACGACGAUCUCCUUGUUAACGGAUACUAUACCACGCGGCUCUGGAUCGGUACUCCUCCACAGAGAUUUGCUCUUAUUGUUGAUACCGGAAGUACUGUUACUUAUGUUCCCUGUUCUAAUUGCGAACACUGUGGUAGGCACCAGGAUCCGAAGUUCCAGCCUGAUUUGUCGACGACUUAUGAACCUGUAAAAUGCACACCGGAUUGCAACUGUGAUGGUGAUAAGAUGCAGUGCAUGUAUGAGAGACAGUAUGCUGAAAUGAGCAGUAGCAGUGGACUCCUUGGUGAGGAUGUUGUGUCCUUUGGAAAUCUGAGCGAGCUUCCUCCCCAACGUGCUGUCUUUGGCUGUGAAAACGAUGAGACCGGUGAUCUCUAUAGUCAGCGCGCUGAUGGCAUCAUGGGUUUGGGUCGUGGAGAUCUAAGUAUCAUGGAUCAAUUGGUUGAUAAAAAGGUAAUAAGUAAUUCAUUCUCACUAUGCUAUGGUGGAAUGGAUGUUGGUGGAGGUGCUAUGAUUCUUGGCGGAAUAUCUCCCCCAUCAGACAUGGUCUUUACACAUUCGGAUUCUGGUAGAAGUCCAUAUUACAAUAUCAAUUUGAAGGAGAUACAUGUUGCGGGGAAGCAAUUGCGGUUAAACCCAAAGGUUUUUGAUGGGAAGCAUGGAACUGUCUUGGAUAGUGGCACCACUUAUGCAUACCUACCAGAAGUUGCAUUUCUUGCUUUUAAACGUGCUAUUAUGAUGGAACGUAACUCUUUGAAGCAAAUUAGUGGUCCAGAUCCAAAUUAUAAAGAUAUAUGUUUUUCUGGUGCUGGAAUAAAUGUCUCUCAACUCUCUAAAAGCUUUCCAGUGGUUGACAUGGUAUUUGAAAAUGGUCACAAGUUAUCACUGUCUCCUGAAAAUUACUUGUUUCGGCAUUCAAAAGUACGUGGUGCAUAUUGUCUGGGGGUUUUCUCAAAUGGAAGGGAUCCAACUACUCUUUUAGGAGGUAUUUUUGUCCGUAACACUCUUGUAAUGUAUGAUCGUGAGAAUUCUAAAGUUGGUUUCUGGAAAACAAAUUGUUCCGAGUUAUGGGAAAGAUUACACAUCUCUGAUGCCCCAUCACCAGUGCCUUCAAAUUCAGAAUUAACGAACUUAACCAAAGCAUUUGAACCUUCAGUUGCUCCAUCUCCAUCUCCAUCUCCAUCUCCAUCUCCAUCUCCAUCUCCAUCUUCAUCUCCAUCUCCAUCUCCAUCUCCAUCUCCAUCUUCAUCUUCAUCUCCAUCUCCAUCUCCAUCUUCAUCUCCAUCUCCAUCUCCAUCACCAUCACAUGAUAAUAUUGAUCAAGGUGAACUCCAGAUUGCUCAAAUAACAAUUUCCAUUUCAUUUAACAUAAGCUACACGGAUAUGAAGCCUCACAUUACAGAGUUGACUGGACUCAUAGCUCAUGAGUUAGAUGUUAAUACAUCACAGGUUCAGUUAAUGAAUCUUUCUUCACUUGGAAAUGGGUCCCUCUCUAGAUGGGCCAUAACCCCAAGGCCGUAUGCAGAUUUCUUUUCUAACACCACUGCAAUGAGAAUGGUGUCCCGGCUUUCUGAACAUCACAUGCAACUCCCAGACACAUUCGGAAGUUAUAAGUUGCUUGAUUGGAAUGCCGAGCCUUCAUCAAAACGGACUUGGUGGCAGCAAUACUAUUGGGUCGUGGCUUUAAUGGGUUUGCUUACAUUGCUUCUUGGGGUAUCUGCCUUGGGAAUAUUCUUAAUUUGGAAAAACAGACAGCAAGCAGAGCAUUCAUAUAAACCAGUUGAUGUAGCUGUUCCAGAGCAGGAACUUCAAACAUUAUGAGAUACGUUUCUACCACUGCUGGUUGGCAGUUUCCCUCAUUAGUGUGGCUAUUACGAGCAAUUUAUACGAACACAGUUACUUGCUGUUCGAGAUUUUUAUUUCAAAAAAUCUGGCUGUCUAUUUUGAUGUGUCAAAACCCUGAUAGAUGUACAUUAAGGAAUUUAUUUUAAGCAAAGUGAGCUUAUUUCAUUUCA
Lathyrus oleraceus (garden pea) is the source of this 2419-nucleotide messenger RNA. RefSeq names its product aspartic proteinase 36. The transcript has 12 exons. The record is from RefSeq and is a predicted model, not a curated record. Bases 141 to 2225 code for a protein of 694 amino acids. Gene Ontology annotation, biological process: proteolysis. Lineage: Eukaryota; Viridiplantae; Streptophyta; Magnoliopsida; Fabales; Fabaceae. Gene Ontology annotation, molecular function: aspartic-type endopeptidase activity.